AAAAAAUUAUUUAGAAACGAUGAAUUAUAUUGUAAUAUUGUUAAUAAUUUCAUCAUCUAUUAUGAUGCUAGAAACAGUUAAAGGAGAACCAGAAGCACGUAUUGGACGUAGAUUUCGAUUGCCUAAUUUUUUGAACUUAAAUAAUCAACGAUGCACGGGGUGUCCAUCACAUUAUUGCAAUGACGAUCCAGCUAUAAUUCAUGGAUACUGCUGUGGGUGUGCUCGGCUGUUCGAGAGCUUACCAAUAUCAUGCCCAGGACAUUUAAGUUGUCCAUUGGAUACUAGAGGAUUAUGUCGUGAUUAUGAAUAUAUGAUGAAUUGUUGCUGUUGAUAACAAUAAAAUAAAUCCACAAAAAAUUUGAAAAAUUUAAUUUGUAAACCUCUAAUAUUUUGAUAAGAUAAU
Chrysoperla carnea is the source of this 403-nucleotide messenger RNA. RefSeq lists its product as uncharacterized. The record is from RefSeq and is a predicted model, not a curated record. The transcript has 3 exons. The coding region runs from base 20 to 331 and encodes 103 amino acids. NCBI's taxonomy places the organism in Eukaryota, Metazoa, Arthropoda, Insecta, Neuroptera, Chrysopidae.